This is a messenger RNA of Microtus oregoni (creeping vole), 3146 nucleotides long. RefSeq names its product DNA damage-regulated autophagy modulator protein 2. The transcript is spliced from 13 exons. Gene Ontology annotation, biological process: photoreceptor cell maintenance; regulation of autophagy. Lineage: Eukaryota; Metazoa; Chordata; Mammalia; Rodentia; Cricetidae. The coding region runs from base 644 to 1444 and encodes 266 amino acids. Gene Ontology annotation, cellular component: lysosome. The record is from RefSeq and is a predicted model, not a curated record.
CUCGGCGAGGGCUGCUGCGCGUCUCCGAGCUGCUCGGGAGCGCGCCCCGGGGCUCCGCCCUGACUCCCGUAGCGGCCUGGGUCUGCAUCCUGAGGCUGGAGCUGGCGGGUCCCGGACAGGAAAGGAAGACCUAGAGCCCUUGAUUGUGAUUCAGGGAGUGGCCCCCAUCUGAAAGGAAAUUACUAGUCCCAGGAAUCCCGGCAGUCGCCAUCCUUUGAACAACAGCGAAACAGGACUGUCGCCACUUAGAUGGGACAACAUAAAGAAGUUCAUCUUAUUACCAAUGACUCUUUAAUGUGAAAAAUAAUUUAACAGCAUUUCUGAUUCAUGGAUCUUCAAAGAAAGCAGAGAAGAUGGAUUUCAAUAUUUGCGAAAGAAACAAGCUUGUGCCAUUCUGAAGACAGAAAAUUUGGGAACUCAUAAAAUAGGCAGUAUUAAGUGAUGAUGGAUGAUCCCUGUUCUUGCAAUUGGUGAAGUGAAUCGCUCAUUCACUUCAGGCAGAGGAAUAAAGAUACCAUCUGAGAAGUGGAAACUGUGUGACGCCUACCAUCAUUCAUUCCAGGUUCCAGCCCACAGUCUACAUGGUCUGAAAAACUAGAAGCCAAGGCAUUAACUCAAAUUUGGCCCAGACAACCUCUUUGAAAUGUGGUGGUUUCAGCAAGGCCUCAGUUUCCUGCCGUCAGCACUUGUAAUUUGGACAUUUGCUACCUUUAUCUUCUCAUACAUCACUGCGAUAACACUCCACCAUGUUGAUCCUGCAUUGCCUUACAUCAGUGAUACUGGUACAGUACCUCCAGAAAGAUGCCUCUUUGGAGUAAUGCUAAAUAUUGCUGCCGUUUUAGGUCUUGCUACCAUGUAUGUUCGUUACAAACAAGUUUAUGCACUUAAUCCUGAAGAGAACCUUAUCAUCAAAUUCAACAAAGUUGGCCUUGUACUUGGGAUACUGAGUUGUUUAGGACUCUGUCUUGUGGCAAAUUUCCAGAAAUCAACACUAUUUGUUGUACAUGUAUGUGGAGCUGUGCUUGCCUUUAGUAUGGGUUCAUUGUACAUGUUUGUUCAAACCAUCCUUUCCUACCAAAUGCAACCUAAAAUCCACAGCAAACAAGUCUUCUGGAUCAGACUCCUGUUGGUUAUCUGGUGUGGAGUAAGUGCACUAAGCAUGCUGACUUGCUCAUCAAUUUUGUACAGUAGUGAUUUUGGUGCUGAUAUAGUACAGAAACUACACUGGAACCCUGAGGACAAAGGUUAUGUGCUUCACAUGGUCACCACUGCAGCAGAAUGGUCUAUGUCAUUUUCCUUCUUUGGAUUUUUCCUGACUUACAUUCGUGAUUUCCAGAAAAUUACUUUACGGGUGGAAGCCAAUUUACAUGGAUUAACCCUCUAUGACACUGCUCCUUGUCCUGUUACCAAUGAAAGAACACCACUGCUUUCCAGAGACUUUUAAUGAAGGGGUAAAAUACUUCUGUGAUAAUUAUGAUUCUCAGGGAUUUGAGAAAGACGCAGAAAAGUUGCUUAUUAUACUCUGAAAAUUUGAAUCAGUUAAUCAAGGCUGACAGUGACAUUAAUGAACGAUAAUAAUCAAGAGAUGUGUAAUGAGCCAACUGAUCAGUUUUCUUAAAGGAUGUCAUUUAGAUUAUCUAAAAAUAUUUAUGCCUAGACUUUUUAAUCUCAGAAAAUAAAACCAAAGGAUAAUACCAUAGUAGUGUUUGCUACUUUAUUGAAGAAAAACAGAUUGAAAUACACCAACUUGUUUGUAUCACUGGCCUUAAAUAUUUUGUAAGUCAUUUUAAAACCAUCUUUUGUUAGGAGCACUUUUAUGAGAGACAUUUUCUAUGACCCAUAAUAAUCAGCAUUGAUUAGCAGACAUUUAGAAUCAGGGUUUGAAACUGAUUGUAUUUAAUUUAUUAACACAUUUCUUAGAGUGCUUAAAAAUGUGUUAUCAUUGUUGUGGAAUCCCCGCCUGGGAAUAGGAGAUGGCCUGAGUUCUUCUGAGUUCUAAGAUGGCUUAAAUUUUGCACAAAAAAAAAAAAAAUCAGUGGAUAUUUAUUUGAUUCUGGAUACAUGAGUACUAACAGAUCUAUCAUACAUGCUUGCAAUAAUUUCAUAGAUCUGGUCUCUGAGAUUAUACUUUUAAUAGUGAAAGAGAUAUUUGUUACAAGUAUGCUACCAUCUUGUUCUUUAUAAAAGUAAAGGUUAACAACUGAUGACAACCUGAAUUUUAUAUGUGGGACCCACAUAAUGGAAAGAAAAGACUCCUACCAAUUAUUCUCUGACCUCCAUAUGUGUAUGCACAUGCACAAUACAUAAAUGUGAAAAUAGAUAACAAAUUAUUGAUGUUCCUAAAUAAGAUUGUAAUGUCUGUAGACAAAAGUAGAUAGGAUUAAUAACAAAUAAAAGUUACUCUACACUACAGUUAGGAGCUUCUUUGCUUUUUAUUUAUAGAAAAUUUCAUUACUUGUAAAAGUAGUUUUGAGUAGAUAAUUAACCUUUUUACUGGAAUUUGAUCUUUUUAGAAUAUAGAUCUGAAGAAGAGACCAAACUCCAAAAUUAAAACCUAACUAUAAAAUAAUAGUAAUAUUCGAACUUUUUUUCUCCUGUCAUGCAAAUGAUUGUAAAGUUUUUACUUAGAUUUCUCUAUAGGUAAAGGACAGUUUCUAGAUCCCCAUUAAGAUUAAAAGGGAGAAAAUAGUUGACCUAGAAAAUGCUUGUAGUCUAUCUGGUUUGUAAAAAAAUCACAUGGUUUAUAUUUUUAGAAGAGAUGGUACUGAGACCAGAAGAAAAGAUGGUGAGGAAAAGUUUUUUUUUUUUUUUUUUUUUUUUGAUUUUUCGAGACAGGGUUUCUCCGUAGCUUUUGGUUCCUGUCCUGGAACUAGCUCUUGUAGGAAAAGUUUUAAAUGUAUCAAGGAAACUGUUUAUGUGGUGGAACUGUAGACUUCAAUUAUAAGUUGUUAAGUACAAAAAUGAGUAACUAUUUUUGAAGAAAUUUCUUAGACUAAUGGAGAAAUGGAGUAUUUGCCUGUGCCAUGCAACAGUGAACAAGGGAGACAUUUCAGUAAACAUUGAUUGAUUGACCGUUGCUACUACUAGAACAAAUUGCACACAAAUCAUGAAAAGCUAUUAAUAAAAAACCAUACUGUAACCACACA